Molecule: messenger RNA, 1723 nt
Organism: Thermothielavioides terrestris NRRL 8126
Lineage: Eukaryota; Fungi; Ascomycota; Sordariomycetes; Sordariales; Chaetomiaceae
Exons: 2
Coding region: 108-1661 (517 amino acids)
Biological process (GO): actin cortical patch localization; plasma membrane tubulation; endocytosis
Cellular component (GO): Rvs161p-Rvs167p complex; mating projection tip; medial cortex
Molecular function (GO): protein binding; lipid binding
Source: RefSeq, a predicted model, not a curated record
ACGUCUACGUUACGUUUCAGCCUUAUUUUGCCGGCGAUAGCACGACUCACCCCGCGAAGAAUAGCACGGGAUAUUUUGCUCGAAUAUACCGACUUAUACCAAAAAGAAUGAGUCUCAGGGGCUUCCAGAAGGGGAUCGCUCGCGCGCCUCAACAAUUGAAGGCAAAGCUCAACAUUGGCGAGCACACGAAAGACCCCGUCUACAUCGACACGGAGCGCCGGUUCCAGGAUCUCGAGGCCGAGACGAAGCACCUCCACGAUGAGAGCAAAAAGUACUUCGAUGCCAUCAACGGCAUGCUCUCGCACCAGAUCGAGUUCUCCAAGGCCAUGACCGAGAUCUACAAACCGAUCAGCGGCCGCAUGUCCGAUCCCGAGUCGCUCAAGUUGCAGGGGAACCUGGAGGGCAUCCGCGCGUGCGAGGAGUACGAGGCCGUGGUCAAGGACUUGCAGGAGACGCUGGCGCCAGAGCUCGAGAUGAUUGAAAGUAGGGUGAUCCGUCCGGCGACCGAGCUGCUCGACGUCAUCAAGGUAAUCCGCAAGACGGCCACGAAGCGCGAGCACAAGAAGCUGGACUACGACCGCCACCGCGCCACGCUCAAGAAGCUGCAGGAGAAGAAGGACAGGUCGGCCAAGGACGAGAAGGCGCUGUGGAAGGCCGAGAACGACGUGGAGCAGUCGACCCAGGAGUACAACUACUACAACGACCUGCUCAAGGACGAGCUGCCCAAGCUGUUCGCCCUCGAGCGCGAGUUCAUCCAGCCGCUGUUCCAGUCCUUCUACUACAUGCAGCUCAACAUCUUCUACACCCUUCACGAGCGCAUGCAGCGCGUAGAUAUCGGCUACUUCGACCUGACGCUCGACGUGGAGGAGGCCUUCCAGAAGAAGCGCGGCGACGUCCAGGAGCGCGUCGAGGCGCUGUCCAUCGUCCGAUUCAAGACCUCGGGCAUGAAGCGCCCGCCCAAGUACGGCGGCCCGCGCCCGGGAGCGAUCGAGGGGCCCAAGACGGCCGGCCUGCUCACCCCAGGGACCGCCGCCACCACCCCCGGCGCGAACUCGACCUCAGCACCAGCCACACCAGCCCUCGCAGCGGCGCCACGCUCCCCCUCCCCAGCCGCCGCAGCCUCCUUCUCCAAAUCCCCCUCCGCCACCGCCUCUUCCCUCCGCCCAAGCUGGCAGCCCCGCCAAGCGGACGUGAUCGACAACCCGCCGCCGCCGUACUCGCCGCAGCCGCAGCAGCCGCACGCGGGCUCCGUGUCGCCGGCGGCGUCGCUCUCCGCGGUGGCCAAGGCGAAGCCGCCGCCGCCGCCGCCGCCCAAGCCGAGCCGGCUGUCGGGCGCGCCCAAGCCCGAGACGGUCACGGCGCUGUACGAUUACGCGGCGCAGGCCGAGGGCGACCUGAGUUUCCGCGCCGGCGACGUCAUUGAGGUUGUGACGCGCACGGCCAAUGAGAACGAGUGGUGGACUGGCCGGCUUGGGGGGAGGCAGGGGCAGUUUCCGGGUGGGUUUCUUUUCUUUUCUUUUUUUUUUUUUUUUUUUUUUUUUUUCUUAAUUUUUUUCUCCCCUAUCUCGGAGGAACGGAAGCGCAGCCAAGACAGAAAAGAGAAACCAGAAGCAAACAGGAUUCCCCUGCUCUUCUUUUCAUAUAAGCCAAACUGGGCAUAGGAACGAGAAUGCAGCUAACUGACUUGCCCCCGCGACAGGUAACUACGUCCGGCUGAACACAU